Fragaria vesca subsp. vesca is the source of this 924-nucleotide messenger RNA. RefSeq names its product 1-aminocyclopropane-1-carboxylate oxidase 1-like. NCBI's taxonomy places the organism in Eukaryota, Viridiplantae, Streptophyta, Magnoliopsida, Rosales, Rosaceae. The transcript is spliced from 3 exons. The record is from RefSeq and is a predicted model, not a curated record. Bases 1 to 924 code for a protein of 307 amino acids.
AUGGAGAUCCCUAUCAUAGACUUCGGUGAGAUCAAUGGUGAAGGGAGGAGCAAGACAAUGGCUCUUCUGCACCAAGCGUGCGAGCAAUGGGGCUUCUUUCAAAUUGACAACUAUGGAAUCGACAAAAAGCUGAUGGAAAAAGUGAAGCAAUUGGUAAAUGCACACUAUGAGGAGAAUUUGAAAGAGAGCUUUUAUCAGUCAGACAUAGAUAGAUGCUUAGAGAAAGACGAUGAUAUCUCUGACAAAGACUGGGAAACCGCCUUUUAUGUGUGGCAUCUCCCCACAUCUAACAUUGAAGAGAUUCCAAAUAUCUCAGAGGAUUUUUGCAAGGCAAUGAACGAGUACAUAGCUCAACUGAUCAACCUGGCAGAGAAACUCUCCGAGCUCAUGUGUGAGAAUCUUGGUUUGGAGAAGAAUGACAUCAAGAAAGCAUUUUCAGGUAGCAAGGGUCCUUGUGUCGGGACAAAAGUUGCGAAAUAUCCCAAGUGCUCUCAGCCAGAGCGUGUGAGAGGACUGCGAGAGCACACUGAUGCCGGUGGAAUCAUACUCAUGCUCCAAGAAGACCAAAUUCCGGGACUUGAAUUCUUCAAAGAUGGCAAAUGGGUUCCGAUUCCACCAUGCAAGAAGAACACCAUCUUUGUGAACACAGGUGACCUAUUGGAAGUGCUGACUAAUGGAAGGUACAAAAGUACAGUGCACCGUGUUAUGACAGACAAAGAUGGAAGUCGGCUCUCCAUUGCUACCUUCUAUAACCCUGCCGGAGAUGCCCUUAUCUCUCCGGCUCCCAAACUCUUAUACCCCAAUAGCUUCCGGUUUCAAGAUUACCUCAAGCUUUAUGCCACCACAAAGUUCAAUGACAAGGGCCCUAGAUUUGAAACCAUGAAACAAAUGGCCCAUAAUGGGAACAAUGGUUUCCAUACCUAA